Molecule: messenger RNA, 1947 nt
Organism: Humulus lupulus (European hop)
Lineage: Eukaryota; Viridiplantae; Streptophyta; Magnoliopsida; Rosales; Cannabaceae
Product: L-type lectin-domain containing receptor kinase IX.1-like
Exons: 1
Coding region: 1-1947 (648 amino acids)
Biological process (GO): protein phosphorylation
Cellular component (GO): plasma membrane
Molecular function (GO): ATP binding; protein kinase activity; carbohydrate binding
Source: RefSeq, a predicted model, not a curated record
AUGGCCACAUUCUUCUACAUAGCCUUGUUCCUUUUCUUUUUUCCUUCCAUUGAUUCAGUUAACUUCCAAAAAACCCGCUUUGACCCAUCUGAUACAAACAUGGUAUACCAAGGAGAUGCCUUACCUACAGUUGGAGCUGUUGAACUAAUCAAUAAAGUUAGAUAUACCUGCCGAGUUGGCUGGGCAACAUAUGCCGAGAAAGUGCCGCUUUGGGAUUCCGGCGACCCCAAAAAGGUAGCCGAUUUUACUACUCACUUCUCCUUCUCCAUCACAAUGGAAGGCUCACAAUACGGCCAUGGACUCGUCUUUUUCCUUGCUCCUGUUGGAUUCGAAAUGGUACCCAAUUCGAGUGGUGGAUUUUUAGGCCUUUUCAACACCACAACGAGUGAUUCCUCCCAGAACCAAUUAGUAAUGGUUGAGUUCGAUUCUUUCUCCAACCCGGAAUGGGAUCCUCCAUUUGAGCAUGUCGGAAUCAACAACAACUCCAUUCACUCGGCUGUUUCCACCCCUUGGAAUGCUAGUUUGCAUAGUGGGGAUAACGCUGAUGUUUGGAUUUCUUACAACGCUUCGACCAAGAAUUUGAGUGUUCAUUGGAGUUACCAAAGUACUUCAACUUCUAAAGAGAACACUAGUCUCUCUUACCAAGUUGAUUUGAAGCAAGUUUUGCCUUCUUGGGUAAUGGUUGGAUUCUCGGCUGCUACAGGAAUCUAUGGAGAAAGAACUGUUCUUAAUUCAUGGGAAUUCAGUUCAAGUUUGGAUAUAAAAGAAGUCAAAGAAGAUGAUGCGAAAAAGGUGAGACUAAUAGUUGGAUUCACAGUUUCAAGUGGGGUUUUGAUAGUUGGUUUGAUUGUGUCACUUCUAUUGUUUUGGAGAUUGAAACAAAAGAAGAAGGAGGAGAAAGAAAAGGCGGCAAAUUUAGCGUCAAUAAACAAUGAUGACCUUGAAAGAGGAGCAGGGCCAAAAAGGUUUUCAUACAAAGAUCUUGCUUCAGCAACCAAUAACUUCUCGGACGAAAGGAAAUUAGGUGAGGGAGGUUUUGGUGCUGUUUAUAGAGGCUACUUACCAGACUUAGAUGCCUUAGUUGCAGUGAAGAAAAUUUCAAGAGGGUCUAGGCAGGGGAAAAAGGAAUACCUAACAGAAGUGAAGAUCAUCAGCCAGCUGAGGCACCGGAAUUUGGUGCAACUCAUUGGAUGGUGCCAUGACAGGAAUGAGUUUCUUCUUGUUUACGAGUUUAUGCCAAAUGGUAGCCUUGACUCUCACCUCUUUGGCAAGAGAACUCCUGUUGCUUGGGCUGUAAGGUACAAGAUUUCUCUUGGUUUAGCCUCUGCUCUACUCUAUCUUCAUGAAGAAUGGGAGCGCUGUGUGGUUCACCGAGAUAUCAAAUCAAGCAAUAUCAUGUUAGACUCCAACUUCAACGUCAAGCUUGGCGAUUUUGGGCUAGCUCGGCUCAUGGAUCAUGAGCUUGGUCCCCAAACAACAGGGUUGGUUGGAACAUUAGGUUACUUGGCUCCCGAAUAUAUAAGCACAGGGAGAGCUAGUAAAGAGUCUGAUGUGUAUAGCUUUGGGGUGGUGGCCUUGGAGAUUGCCACAGGAAGGAAAGCAGUGAGUCAUAUGGAGAAAGAUGAUGAGAUGGGUAGUUUGGUUGAAUGGGUUUGGAAUCUUUAUGGGAAGGGAAAGCUUAUAACAGCUGUAGAUGAGAAAAUGGGAAAAGAAUUCGACCAAAAACAGGUCGAGUGUUUGAUGUUAAUCGGUUUAUGGUGUGCUCACCCUGAUCGGAGCUUCAGGCCAUCCAUCAAACAAGCCAUUCAAGUUCUCAACUUUGAGGCCACAUGGCCUAAUCUUCCGACGAGUAUGCCUGUCCCUACUUAUCAUAUCCCUAAUAAUUCCACGCCCUCGGUCAGCUCCGGUGACCCUUUCAUAAGUACAAGCAUUGAAGCAGGCCGCUAA